AUGAUGAGUGGAAAGCGAAAAGCGGGCGUACAGAUGGGCAACGCCUGUUGGGAGCUGUACUGUCUCGAGCACGGCAUACAACCCGACGGCCAAAUGCCCAGCGAUAAGACCAUCGGCGGCGGCGACGAC
Molecule: messenger RNA, 129 nt
Organism: Medioppia subpectinata
Lineage: Eukaryota; Metazoa; Arthropoda; Arachnida; Sarcoptiformes; Oppiidae
Source: the annotation of a GenBank genome assembly